CGUGCUCCCCGCAAACUGCCUGUGGCGCCACCACAAGAACCAAGCAUUCUAGUACGAGUACAUCCUUCCUUUCCCAUUCCAACUUCCAUACCACACGUGAGUUGGCCUGUCGAAGUCCACGUCCCACGUCCAUCCACGUGUCAACCACCAGCAACAUGUCGUCGACUUCAACCUCACCCAUCGUCGACAUCCAUACUCACAUGUACCCUCCAAGCUACAUCUCACUUCUAUCGAAAAGAACCACCGUGCCAUACAUCUAUCAACCAUCCGACCCCACUGCCGACCCCCGCUUGAUCAUCCUAGAAUCUGACGAUGAUCCCUCGAAACCCAAAGAGUCACGUGGUCGCCCUGUCGACAGCACAUACUCAUCCUUUGACAAGAAGCGGGAGUUCAUGUCGAUCCAUGGCAUCUCAUGUAGUGUCAUCUCACUAGCCAACCCAUGGCUUGAUUUCUUGGAUCCAGAGAUUGCUCUGUCCACUGCGGUCGCUAUCAACGACGACCUGGAAAACGAGUGCGCGAAGAACAACUCAUCUUCAGAGCACCAGGGAUUGAAGCUCUACGCCUUUGGUACUUUGCCGCUGUCGGCCCCGGCAAAGGAUAUCGUCUCCGAGAUUCAUCGUCUCAAGUUCCUUCCUCACAUGAAGGGAGUCAUCAUGGGCACCACGGGCUUGGGUCAAGGUCUUGAUGAUCCCGCCCUCAACGAUGUCUAUGCCGCCCUGGCUUCCACGGGGACAAUUGUGUUUUUACAUCCUCACUACGGCCUCCCGGCUGAAGCUUUUGGCGGGCCUUCGGUCGUCUCCAAGACCGGUCACGUCCUUCCUCUGGCCUUGGGCUUCCCCCUUGAGACCACCAUCGCCGUCUCGAGAAUGUAUCUGGCCGGCGUCUGGGACCAACACCCCAAGCUCGAGUUCUUGCUCGCCCAUUCCGGCGGCACCCUGCCUUUCCUCGCCGGCCGCCUCGAAUCUUGUGUUGCUCACGAGCGAGAGUUUAUUGCCAACGGUGGCAAAACCCAAGGCCCUGAGCGAUCCAUCUGGGAUGUCCUCCAAAACAACAUCUACCUGGAUGCUGUCAUUUACGGCAAGCCUGGCUUAAAGGCCGCUAUAGAGGCUGCCGGAUCUGUCGACAGAGUCAUGUUUGGUACCGAUCAUCCAUUUUUCCCUCCCCUUGGUGAAGAGGGCGGUAAGUGGCUGAGCGUUGAGAGCAACAAAACCGUCAUCAACGGAGCCCUAUCCCAGGAUGACCAAUCGAUCAAAAAGAUACUUGGAGGAAACGCUGUAAGAGUACUAGGGCUCGAAUUAUAAUAGUUUCACCAAAUAAAGUGCUCGUCACGAAUUUGACCACA
Exophiala mesophila is the source of this 1342-nucleotide messenger RNA. RefSeq lists its product as uncharacterized. Lineage: Eukaryota; Fungi; Ascomycota; Eurotiomycetes; Chaetothyriales; Herpotrichiellaceae. Bases 156 to 1301 code for a protein of 381 amino acids. The transcript has a single exon. Gene Ontology annotation, molecular function: carboxy-lyase activity; hydrolase activity. Gene Ontology annotation, biological process: secondary metabolic process. The record is from RefSeq and is a predicted model, not a curated record. Gene Ontology annotation, cellular component: cytoplasm; cytosol.